Molecule: messenger RNA, 2974 nt
Organism: Ailuropoda melanoleuca (giant panda)
Lineage: Eukaryota; Metazoa; Chordata; Mammalia; Carnivora; Ursidae
Gene: FBXW8
Product: F-box and WD repeat domain containing 8
Biological process (GO): protein ubiquitination; cilium assembly
Cellular component (GO): centriole; ciliary basal body; Cul7-RING ubiquitin ligase complex
Molecular function (GO): protein binding
Source: RefSeq, a predicted model, not a curated record
CCGGCCGCGGCGGACACUUCCCGCGGAGGGACUGUCCCGUGGCGGCCGGCGGGCCGAGGAGGACGCGGGGGGCCGGACCGGCGGCGAUGGACGACCACAGCCUGGACGAGUUCCGCCGGCGCUGGCAGGAGGAGCUGGCGCAGGCCCAGGCUCUCAGAAAGCGGCGGCGCGAAGCUGCCGAGAGGCGGCCGCGGCGGGCCGAAGUGGCCCCGGGGCGCGGCGAGCAGGCCUCGGGGUACCUGGCGCUGGCACAGGGCCUCUUGGAGGGUGCGGGGCGGCCCCCGGCGGCGCGGGCGACCCGGGCCGAGAGGCAGGACGCGGCGAGCCGUUCCCGCUCCCCUCCGGCUCGCGAGGGCGCUGGGGGCGGGGAGCAGCUGGUGGACCAGCUCAUCCGAGACCUGAAUGAAAUGGAUGAUGUGCCCUUCUUUGAUAUCCAACUGCCUUAUGAACUGGCAAUCAAUAUAUUUCAGUAUCUGGACAGGAAAGAACUAGGAAGGUGCGCACAGGUGAGCAAGACGUGGAAGGUGAUUGCAGAAGACGAAGUGCUCUGGUACAGGCUGUGCCAGCAGGAAGGGCACCUUCCCGAGAGCAGCAUCUCUGAUUAUUCUUGCUGGAAGCUCAUCUUCCAAGAGUGCCGAGCCAAGGAACACAUGUUAAGAACCAACUGGAAGAAUCGCAAAGGCGCCGUGAGUGAACUAGAACACAUUCCUGAUGCAGUUUUGUGCGAUGUGCAUUCCCAUGACGGCGUUGUCAUUGCCGGAUAUACAUCAGGGGACGUGAGGGUGUGGGACACCCGCACCUGGGACUACACAGCCCCUUUCCUGGAAUCAGAGUAUGAGGAGGACGAGCCUGGAAUGCAGCCAUAUGUCUCCUUUGUGAGGAUAAACAGCUCGCUGGCGGUGGCGGCUUAUGAGGAUGGAUUUCUUAAUAUUUGGGAUCUAAGGACUGGAAAGUAUCCUGUCCACCGUUUUGAGCAUGACGCAAGAAUACAGGCACUAGCCCUCAGCCAGGAAGACGCAACUGUGGCCACAGCUUCUGCUUUUGACGUUGUGAUGUUGCACCCCAAUGAGGAGGGGUAUUGGCAAAUCACUGCCGAAUUUGAAGUUCAGAAACUGGUUGACUACCUUGAAAUAGUUCCAGAUACUGGAAGGUACCCUGUGGCAGUGGCCACAGCUGGAGAUCUGGUAUACCUGCUAAAAGCUGAAGACUCUGCCAGAACCCUCCAUUAUGUCUACGGCCAGCCGGUCACGUGUCUGGAUGUCUCAGCCAGCCAGGCUGCUUUCGGUGUGAAGAGCCUAGGAUGGGUAUACGAAGGAAACAAGAUCCUGGUGUACAGCCUGGAAGCAGAACGCUGCCUCUCGAAGCUGGGCAACGCACUUGGUGAUUUCACUUGCGUCAACCUCAGGGACAGCCCUCCCAACCUCAUGGUCAGUGGCAACAUGGACAGGAGGGUGCGGAUCCACGACCUCCGCACUGACAAAAUCGCCCUGUCGCUCUCUGCUCACCAACUGGGAGUCUCUGCAGUGCAGAUGGAUGACUGGAAAAUCGUCAGCGGAGGCGAGGAAGGCCUGGUCUCUGUGUGGGAUUAUCGGAUGAGCCAGAAGCUGUGGGAAGUGCACUCCAGGCACCCCGUUCGUCACCUGUCCUUCAACAGCCACAGCCUCAUCACGGCCAACGUGCCCUAUGAGAGGGUGGUGCGCAACACAGACCUGGACAACUUCGCCACUCACAGGAGACACCGUGGGCUGAUCCACGCCUAUGAGUUUGCCGUGGACCGGCUGGCUUUCCAGAGCGCGCUUCCUAUCUGCCGAGCGUCCGGUGACAGUGUGCCAGGCUACAACUACGAUCUCGCACUUGCCUUUCCCUAGGACCGUGGUUAGAGGCGCGCCUCGUGGGGGAGCAGGGGGAAAAGGGGAAAAACCCAAGCCGAUGAAUUGUAAAACUCCCGAGGAGCUCGCCCCAGGUUUUAAAGGUCUGGGGGAAGGAAGCCAGCCUGGGGUGCACCUGUCUGACCCCCCGGGUUCUGCAACUGCUUUUGCUUUCCUCCAUUGCCAGUUCGCUCCUCUGGAGCUUUCUCUCCCUGCACACUGUUCCUCUGCUCCAAGUACCACACACUGGCGACACACUACCCCUCCUUCCUCCUGCACCUGCUCUCUCCUGCCUGCAGUGUGGGUCUCCCCUGCCGUCUUGUACACUACCGUGCAGGGCCCGCUGGCCAUCUUUCCAGUCUUCAGGCCCUUUCCUCUCAGGGGAGCUGUGGUCUCUGAGCUCACAAGGCCCUCACAUCCCCUGGAUCUGAGAUCCCGUAUUCACUCUGGUGGCCAUUCAUACCACCGCCCAGUAUAAACCCAGGUGAGCAGUAACUGUCUUCUCAUAGUUUUUACCACGAUUUAUAAUUAUAUAUUUAUACACUUACCGCAUUAAAGACUUACUGGUGUGUCCACGACGCGUGAUACGAAGUAGAUUAUUUUCUGCCUAUUCGUUGCACCUAGGACGGAAGAGCUGGGGGAGAAGCGGUUCUCCUGAACCACUGGGCUAAAGCAGGGCAGCCCCGGGGGAGCUCUUCUGCAUGCCAGCCAGCUCCCAUUUCCAAGGGAUUAAGAGGGGGAACCCCUGCAUUACUCCUGAUGUAGGCUGUUCUGAGCAGCAGCCACUAAUACCCUUGAAAAUAGUAGCGCAGAACUACAAAGUCCACGCUCAUAGUGGGCGAUCAACAGAUAUAACCGGUAAAAUAAAAUAUGGAAGGAUUCAGAGGAUUUACUUAAUAGAAGUUACAAGCAUGAUCCAACAGUUUUGUGCCCUUUUAAAUAUCCAUAGACCAGGCACAGAAAAUGGCUGUCUGAAGACCACUGAGACAAGGCAAUCUCAGAUUGCACAAAGAUAGAUCCAGGCCCAAGUCACUGACCCCCUAAUGCAAUAAAAUUAGAUAACAAAGAAAAAUGGAAAAUGUGAACCCUCUGGGCCAUGAAAACAA